AACACACUUGGGCUCAUCACCACAUUCAACAACCCAACCUCAUCACACAGCGCAAUUCUACAUCAAACUCUCUAAUUCCCGACUGCCAGGCAAAAGCGCUCACCAUGUGCAUCUAUCUCCCCACACGAUGGUGGACGAAACGCCACAACAAGAAAGAUGCUGCACCUGAUGCCGAGGCUACUCUAAAAGCUGAGCCAAAGUUCACGCCACAGCAGAUUCCUCCUAUCCAGCCCACGAUUACAGUCUCCACGGCAGAAUCUAGCUCUCAAUCUUCUCAAACGGAUUUCAAGCCUUCUGGAAAGCGUGCGGAAUCAGGUGGGAGUCAGACUAAGAAGGUCCAUAUCAAACUUGCCUCAACCCAGGAAGAGCCCGCCCAGGCCGGAAACGCCAAACCUACCCCUUCAUCUGAAGAGUCAGCCGAAGAGAUUAGGAGGAAGAUCAAUAAGAGGAAGAAGAAGAAUGCCCGGUCCAAAUCUUCUACUUCUGGUUCUACACACAGCAACCAUGCCAGCAACAAUAAUUGGGGAAACAACAAUGCCAACAACAAUAUGCUAUACGCCAGUCUCUACUCCGGAGGCGACGACAGUUCUGGAUGCCGCGAUCAUAAGAGCGAGGGCCACAGUGCGGGCCACAGCAGCUACAGCGGUCACAGCGGCGGCUAUACCAGCCAUAGCAGCUCUGGUGGGGGACAUAGCAGCAGUAGCUACGGUGGUGGUUAUAGCAGCUCUGGUGGAGGUGGUAGCAGUAGCUGCGACAGUGGAGGUGGAGGAGGUGGAGGAGACGGUGGUGGUGGCGGCGGCGGCGGCGGCGACUAGGUCGUACUC
Ilyonectria robusta is the source of this 824-nucleotide messenger RNA. RefSeq lists its product as uncharacterized. The transcript has a single exon. The record is from RefSeq and is a predicted model, not a curated record. The coding region runs from base 105 to 815 and encodes 236 amino acids. Lineage: Eukaryota; Fungi; Ascomycota; Sordariomycetes; Hypocreales; Nectriaceae.